Molecule: messenger RNA, 897 nt
Organism: Vanessa atalanta (red admiral)
Lineage: Eukaryota; Metazoa; Arthropoda; Insecta; Lepidoptera; Nymphalidae
Exons: 3
Coding region: 1-897 (298 amino acids)
Source: RefSeq, a predicted model, not a curated record
AUGAUCCUACACAAUCUACACGAGUGUCACGUCGAAAAUCCACCACCAAUCGAAGAUGGUUGUCCUGCGUAUUACAGCCGCUUAGUUCGAGACCACCUUAACGAGGAAUAUCCAGACAGAUGGAUAGGGCGGGCUGACCAACCUGUCACUGAACAGCCUUCAACAGGGGAAAAUCAGAGUCUAGAGGAUCGUACAAGUUCAAAUGUGGAAGUCAUUGGGCCAUCUCAACUGGAAUCUCCCUCUAGAAGUCAGAUUAGUGGCACUGUCAAUGUAACGCCUGAUGUAGUAAGACCGUAUCCGAAAGCCGGCCCCAGGAAAUUGCAGGGCAUGAAACGGAAGAAGGGAAAAACUAGAAUAUUGACGGACACACCCGAAAAAAGACUUAUAGAAAUGGAAGAAGAAGAAAGACAAAGAAAAAAUAAGAUCAAAGAGCUCAACAAAAAUAGAAAAUGCUUCAAAAAUACAGGACAGAAAACAGUUCCGAAACUUGCUGAUGAAUUUACUUCCAAACCAGAGAAAAACAGGAAAUUUAGCAGCGAUGAUGAAAUAGAAAAUGUUUCGGUUUCUGACGAAACCGUUGUUGAAUUGGAAGAAGAUUUUGAUGAAGACGAUGUGAUCGUUCUGGAUAGAAAUUUCCAGAUCAAUAACUUUGUAUUAGUGAAAUUUGACACCAAAAAAACUGUCUACCAUUAUGUUGGAAUAAUCGAAGAUGUUAAUCAGACGAUGGCAACUGUAAAAUUUAUGAGAAGAAUCUCGCGAGAACGCGAGAAACAUGCGAGAAACGUGAAUGUGGAAGCGAUUUCUCAAGUUCUCGCGUUGUUCUCCACUUUUUGUCGGUUUUUUUGGCGCGAGACAAAGGAGCGCGAGAACGUGAGAACAGGCGAGAACGUGUAUUGA